Paecilomyces variotii is the source of this 988-nucleotide messenger RNA. RefSeq lists its product as hypothetical. Lineage: Eukaryota; Fungi; Ascomycota; Eurotiomycetes; Eurotiales; Thermoascaceae. The record is from RefSeq and is a predicted model, not a curated record. Bases 109 to 870 code for a protein of 253 amino acids. The transcript has a single exon.
AUUUAUUGAUCGUUGUAAAUAGCUGCUCGAAAGGCCAUGUUCAUUCUCUGCGAUAAAGGAAGCGUAAACCCGCUCUGACGUCCCGGGCUCACUCUGGGUGCUGUACACAUGCCAUCCAAUGGCCGACAAAAACCACGGAUAACCUGGCGAUAUCGCCUGCGCAGGUUCGUCCGCAAUUUCGAGACGCCGCUGCAACUGCGUGCAAGCGCUCAACGUCUCAGGUCUUGUCAUCAACAUCCUUGGUUAGCUUUGUUUUGCCUCUUUAUCCCUCUACCAUCAUGGUACUUUCCUCUACCCGACCAGGUCUCGUUCAGGACUAUGAUGAACAACACCGCUCUGCUCCAGACCCGAAUGGAAGCUAGGAACCUGAAGCAGAUGCGCUCAAUACCGGUCUGGCGUUGGAGAGAUACUCCGAUCCGGGCUGUCUACAGGAUAUACGAGAUUAUGGCAGCGAGACAUCAUAUUGCAAUGUGGCAGGAGGUUGAAUACUUCUUCAAACAGGCUGGGAAGUCAUGGGCGUUGGGCCAGAUCCCAGAUCCCCAUGAUGAUGAUCCAGUACGAUACGCCAUUAUCGCCUGUAUCAUAGAGGAGCUUGUUGAGGCCGUUAACUGGCGACUAAGUAUUGGGAUGAGGCGCAACGGGAAAGGAAUCUACCGCGAGUCGAUCGACGAUCCGCUCCCACCGUUUGUCCCAGAAAAAGGACCUUUCUGGACCGAACAUGUCCCUGCCAUUGAUUUGAUGUCGAUUGCAGACCUGCCAGCAGAGAUGCUUGACUCGUCGGGCAGAUUGGUGCUUGAACCCGAUGGCGAGAGCUCAAUAUUCGCAAAACGAAACAUCGUCACCAACACAGGCUAUUUCUACACAGUCUGAAAAGAAACCGCCUUAUCGGCUAUUCGAGUACUUUUCCUGGGUUCCAAGGGCUGCAUGGUAGUGUCAGUGCAUUCCCAGCCACUGUUCCACAUCUGCCCGCGUGUCGAUUGUCAAUCUG